Messenger RNA from Lichtheimia ornata, 465 nucleotides. RefSeq lists its product as uncharacterized. Lineage: Eukaryota; Fungi; Mucoromycota; Mucoromycetes; Mucorales; Lichtheimiaceae. The record is from RefSeq and is a predicted model, not a curated record. The coding region runs from base 1 to 465 and encodes 154 amino acids. The transcript is spliced from 2 exons.
AUGACUGAAGAGCUUCCAGAAGCUGUUGAAAAAAUCAUUGGACCAUCAUCAUCAUUGCAAUAUGGCGACACUUUGAUGACACUUUUGGCGACACUUUGGUGGCGUCCAGUGACAGCCUUUGAGGCUCUUCGGGAUCAUCCUGGUGCGGUGAAUCGUCCUCCUGGUGCCUUGUUUAUCAGUACCACUCAUGCUAGUGUGGCGGCUUCUUGUGAUACCAUCUCUCGUUGGUUACGGAAGGUGGUGUCACAUUCCAUUACUUCAUCAUCUUCUUCACGACAACCUACUAUUCGUUCUGUGGCUUCGGAUUUGGCUCUACUUCGUGGCGUUCCUCUUGAUGAUGUUAUUACUCACGGCAAUUGGGCUUCCUCCAUGAUGUUUGAUAAUCAUUAUCGGCGUUCUCGUCAUAUCUCUUCGGAUAUCACAUCUUCAGUGUUACCUUGUUCCUCUUCCUCUCCUUCGGCUUGA